Acipenser ruthenus (sterlet) is the source of this 4519-nucleotide messenger RNA. RefSeq names its product C-type lectin domain family 4 member E-like. The coding region runs from base 23 to 1042 and encodes 339 amino acids. The transcript is spliced from 11 exons. NCBI's taxonomy places the organism in Eukaryota, Metazoa, Chordata, Actinopteri, Acipenseriformes, Acipenseridae. The record is from RefSeq and is a predicted model, not a curated record.
AGGUUCUUCCUGUGUUAGAUUCAUGCUGGUCACCCUCCAUUCUGCUACAAUCUCACGACAAUCUAACAAGAUGUUUGGUGAAGAUAUCUACGCCAAUGUGAGUCCAGACGACCAAGCAGCUGCUAAACUAUCUGCAGAUAUGCACGCUCCACCGGACCCAGUUCCAGCGAGAAAACACGGCAAAAUGCACGCUCCACCGGACCCAGCUCCAGUGAGAAAACACGGCAAAAGGCACGCUCCACCGGACCCAGUUCCAGCGAGAAAACACGGCAAAAGGCACGCUCCACCGGACCCAGUUCCAGCGAGAAACCACUGUAAAAUGCACGCUCCACCGGACCACACUCCAGCGAGACAGCACACUGACCCGACCCCGCUUGUGAGUGCUGCUGGCAGAGCCUCUUCUUCAUACAGACAGCCUGCACUGGUCCUCCUCAUCCUGUGCUGUCUCUUACUGGCUGCUGUCAUCUCCCUCACUGUCUAUCAUUUCAUGACUAAAGAAAAACCUGAGAAAUCCACCAGCCUGUCCAGAAAUGGUUCAUCAUCACUGAAUCAGCUACAGCUAGAUAAAUACUGUCCUCUCAAAGAAGGCACUUCAAAGGAGCGGGUUUGUUGUCCAGAGAAGUGGAUACAGACCAAUGGAAAGUGCUACUACUUCUCAACUGAUACAAUGGACUGGCAAUCCAGCCGUGAUAACUGCACAUCAAUGGGAGCAGACCUGGUGAUUAUAGAGAGCGAGGCAGAGCAGAGAUUCUUAUUGAAUGAAGCUAAAGCCCAUCCAGGGAGUCGCUACUGGAUCGGCCUGACUGACGCUGUUACUGAAGGAGUCUGGCUCUGGGUGGACGGCACUCUUCUCAAUGACAAGGCAAAGUACUGGUACGGUAAAGAGCCUGAUGACUAUAAGGAAGGUGUGGACUCGUCCGGGCAGGAUUGUGCAGACCUUGUGUACAUGUCAGAUACCCUCAAAGUCUGGUAUGAUCAGUCGUGCACACAGCUAAAAAUGAGAAGGAUUUGUGAAACCAUGGCAGUGAUAAUCAAUAUAUAAAACCAAUGUGGGUCUGUUUCACUUUAGUAAGGGAAGUGAGAAACACACAUAUGACUCACCCUGCAGACCAUGCAGUCGAGCCACUCAGGACCUUUAAAGUGAAUAUUGAUAGGUAUGAAAGUUUGGCCCUUUGCAGUCCAUUUAUUAAGUACGUGUCAGGCGCGUCAGGUUUAUUUUCACACGCGCAGUUAAUUUUAGACGCACUGUUUAAAAGUAUUUUUUUCACAGUCAAACGGGUUUAAAAGGCCCUGCAUAUCAACAAAGCACUCACUAGGCAUCUCCAGCCCUGCCCCACCCUUUCGUUCGCUAUAGGUUUCACAUAUGCUAAGAAAUAAAUAAUAAUAAUAAUAGUCAUACAUACCGAUCAAUCAUCUCCUGAUCACUCGUUUUAUCACCAAACGCCUCAAUAAUGCGAUCCAAGUCAUUAUUUUAUUACUAUAACAUCUGAAAAAAGCUCUGCAAAUGUCCGUGAUAUUCUCUGAGCGCUGAUUCAGUCACAGCCAGCUUGUUUCCUUAUGGCCGCUGUUAUCUGAUGCCAGGGGCAAGUAUGACUAUUCAUGAGAUACACCCUUUUUUUUUUUUUUUUGGCUUGUCUCUGCUCCUGUUGCUCCCACUCAGCCAUUGAAUGGUUUUCUCGGAUUUUUCCGGAGAAAAAACGACUAGAAACCCUUUUUUUGCGUUUUUUUGAUGAUGUCGGAUAGGGUCCGACAUUGGACCCGACAGGAAUAACUGCAAUGUCGGACCAGGUCCGACAUAGGACCGCAAAGGGUUAAUGUUUUCCUUGCAUUGGUUUUGAGUAUGUUCCAACUAUUCUCAUAUGUAUUGUUUAGUUUAUUUGUGGCCGUUUGAACAUUAAAAUAAUGAUAUAACUCCUAAGCAUCCAACCAUACCAGUAUUAUUACUGCAAGCUUUGUUUAUCUUUUAAAUAAACUAUGGUUUUAACAUAAUUUCCGGUGUAAUAAAAUCGUCCCCUGAAGAAACUGUGUUUCUCAGAGAAGAGCGCGUUCUGUGCUGAGUAGAGUCAUAUGACGAGCUCUGCAAGAACACAACCAGUUUGACAAGAUAUACAAGCACAGUGAAAAAUAAAUUGUUUCAAGUUUUACUUGUAGGAAGAAUACUGGUAUGGUUGGAGCAUGCUUGGGAGUUGUAUCAUUAUUUUAAUGUUCAAGCGGCCAAAAAGAAACUAAAUAAUACAUCCGAGAAAAGUUAAAAUGUGCUCAAAACAAAGGCAAGCAAAGCAUUAGUAAACUUUCAUACCUAUUCAUUUUAAAUCUGUCAUAAUGUCAGACAUGUACAGACUCAAAAAAGCAUGUUGGGGGGGGGGGGGGUGUAUUACUGUGUUGCCCCUGUUUCACCCCAUUACUCAGACCCCUUGCUUGUAUCCUUGCUUUCUCACUAAAUAUAUUGCUAUCCCUGAUUAGAUAAUUGCUACAGCAUGUUUAAUCUUAAUCUGAUAUUCAAGGGGGACUCCAGCCACUGACUGGAUUGGGAAUGAUCUGGCUCCCUCUUGUGGCUGGUAGUGGCACAAGAGUUCCUCUUGUAGAGUUCAUCAUCUCUAACCUGUGUUUCAGGGGGUCUGUGCUACAAUGCAGCAACACACUGAGAUUAAACAGUUUGAACUCUCUGUUUUGUCCCAGUGCUGGUAGAAAAACAGCAUUUUAAUAUUGUGGGUUCCUUCAUUGGAGCUGGAACACCCUCAUAUAUUCUGCUCAGCAAAAAAUAGUCUUUGUGUUUAUUAUUAAUCAGUUUGAAUGAAGGUGUUUUCAGUUAUCGUUUGUUAAUAAUGGUAGAUUUUCUUUUAUUUACUUUAAGGUUUAUUAUUUUCCAAUACUUGUUUAUCAUUAGUUCCUUGAUAUUUCCUGUAUUAAAGUAUAUUCUGUGAUGCCUGUGUGUGUGUAUAAUGCAGUUUAAGGAUAUUCAGACAUAGAACUCACCUCAUACAUUUAUUUUUGUAUUUUUAUUUAUAUAAAAUAAAUAACUUAAUUCCUGUUGAACAUUCCCAUAGUUUUGAAAACUUUCAUUGUAUCGAGUUAUAACAACAACAAAAAAAAAGCAGUUAAGAAUUGAGUACCAGAAAAUUAAUUCUACCAGCAUAAUGUCAAAUAAUUUAAAAUGUUGAAAGUUGAACUAACUAGUGACUGAUAAAGCAAUUGAUUUGACACAGUAUUCAUAAGGGCUCACCAGUAAGUGUCAGGGUGCAGCUGUUAAAAAGGGUCUCCUUCUCUUCAUUUGUAAUCUCUUGCAUGAGGGAGCUGGAUAGGGAACAACAAAUGAGAAAUUUAAAGAGGCGUCCUUUUUACACAAAACAAACAUAAAUACAGUAUGGUUCAUUUAUUUUUACUGUUAAAUUGUCUUUUAAAGGCUCCACAAAAGUGCAGCCACAACUUUAAUUAAUGUAACCUGGAAAUAUUACUAAGUAUAAAGUUGUGAUUUGUAUUCUUAUUCUUCACAGCUAUUGCAGAGUUGUCAAUAUGUGUUUUAAAACUUGUUCUGAAAUAAAAUCUCUUAAACAAUAUACACCAUCUGGACCAUUUCAAUUGAUUGUCCAAUACACUGAACACGAUGAAACACAGACUUAAUGUUCAAGAAUGGAGGAGAGGCCGCUGUCAGUCAAGAUAUCGUGGACGCCAUGUUGGGUUAAGAAUGUAAUCAUAGUGUUGUUGUGUAAUAUCAUUGAAUGGGUAUCUGUGCACCAGCUGGCAAAAACGACUUUGUGCAUUCUAUGAAUAUUUAGGCCUAUAUAGUUAUAAAUCUAUAUAGUCAUAUUGUUAGUCAUAUUGUUAUCUCUCUCUCUCUCUCUCUCUAGAGGCUCUAUCCAUGGGUAAACACGUGUGUAGGUGUGUGUGUGUGGAUAAAGCUUUGGUGGCUGGCGGCCAUCUUGGUGAAGGGACAGUCUGCAACCAAGAUGGCCCCUGUUUGCACACUCUCCUGGUGGCUGAUUGUUUGAUUGUUGGAUUGAGUGUGGCUAUCCCGGUGUUUCUCUUUCUCUUCCACUCCACACUCCUACACAACCUCUCUCCUACACACUCACCUGUACAUACAUGACUAUAUUAGCCUAACAUUAUUUUACGUUUUACAAAACAAAGUACCCCUGUGGCAGAGCAGGGCUCUGCCUUUGGAAAUACUGGCAGGGAUGGAGUUAAAUUCUCCUCCCUGCCCAGGUUGAUUGCGUCAGAUGGGAGAAAUCAACCAAUUAAUUAUCCAAUUAAAUACUCAGCCACCUGGCAUAAAAGGAGGCCUCAGCCUCCAAUUUGAGAGAGUUCUAGAAGGAGAGGAAGCAACUGUGUUUUUCUGUGUGUGCUGGUUUUUUCGUUUUUACAAACCAGUGAAGGCAACACCCAGUCUGGAAGCCUUAUUGUUGUAAGUUUGUUUUGUGCUUACUGUCUAUUGUUUCUGUUUAAAACCCUUUUUGUUUGGCCCUCGUGCUGGUUUAUUUUGUAUUUUUUGUAUAUUAAAAGCUUUAUUUUUGAACUUUCA